This is a messenger RNA of Solanum dulcamara, 1245 nucleotides long. RefSeq names its product eukaryotic translation initiation factor 3 subunit H-like. The record is from RefSeq and is a predicted model, not a curated record. Lineage: Eukaryota; Viridiplantae; Streptophyta; Magnoliopsida; Solanales; Solanaceae. The transcript has 12 exons. The coding region runs from base 80 to 1096 and encodes 338 amino acids. Gene Ontology annotation, cellular component: eukaryotic 43S preinitiation complex; eukaryotic translation initiation factor 3 complex; cytoplasm. Gene Ontology annotation, molecular function: metallopeptidase activity; protein binding; translation initiation factor activity.
CGGGCCAUAAAUAAAAAUCCCUCUUCGACUCUCAUCUCCAGUGAUUUCUCUCCCCGCGGAGAGAACUUCCGAUUCAAUUAUGGCGAACGCAGUACCGAGAUCAUUUUUGCAAGUUGCAGCUAAAGAAGGAGAAGCUGCACUGCCGUUGCGAGUCGUUCAGAUUGAAGGACUGGUCCUUUUGAAGAUAAUAAAGCAUUGCAAGGAGUUUUCCCCAGCUUUGGUCACUGGGCAACUUCUUGGAUUGGAUGUCGGAAGUGUUCUUGAAGUCACAAACUGUUUUCCAUUUCCGGUUCGUGAAGAAGAUGAAGAGAUCGAGACUGAGGGCGCUAAUUAUCAGCUUGAAAUGAUGAGAUGCCUAAGGGAGGUUAAUGUUGACAACAACACCGUUGGUUGGUACCAAUCAACUUUAUUUGGUUCUUUUCAAACUGUUGAAUUGAUAGAGACCUUCAUGAAUUACCAGGAGAAUAUUAAACGCUGUGUUUGCAUUAUUUAUGAUCCUUCAAGAUCCAACCAAGGUGUCUUGGCAUUGAAAGCCUUAAAGCUUUCCGAUUCUUUCAUGGAACUCUACAAGAGUAAUAACUUUACUGGAGAGAAGUUGAGGGAAAAGAAUCUUUCAUGGGUCGACAUCUUCGAAGAGAUACCAAUUAAAGUUUCAAACUCGGCUCUCAUAAGUGCCUUUAUGACUGAACUUGAACCUGAUACACCUGUAACGCAGUGUGAUUAUGAGUGCCUACAAUUGUCAACUAAUCCAUAUUUGGAAAGGAAUGUUGAAUUUUUGAUUGAGUGUAUGGAUGACUUGUCAAUGGAGCAGCAAAAGUUCCAAUUUUACUAUCGGAACCUUUCCCGUCAACAAGCUCAGCAGCAAGCUUGGCUUCAAAAGAGGAGGGCUGAGAACAUGGCACGUAAAAUUGCUGGAGAAGAGCCACUUCCAGAGGAGGAUCCUUCUAAUCCUGCCUUUAAGACAAUCCCAGAGCCCUCACGAUUGGACAGCUUUCUCUUAACUAAUCAAAUAGCAAACUACUGCAACCAGAUUAACGGUGUUGCUGGACAGAGCUUCAGUAGACUAUAUCUGAUGAAGGCUCUUCAAGAGAACUGAAGAAAUCUAUAGAGUAAUAGAUCAAUUUUGUACUUCUCAUUUUACGUCAGUUAUUUAAACACUUUUGAGUUGAUAUGUGAAAAGAAUGAAUUCUCUGUGUAUGCAAAUGACUAGAUUAUAUACACAAAUGUCCUCAACUUGUUUUUGAA